GACAAGGGCACCGACCUUCAGUGCCAGCGACCGAGCUCCACGCGUAGAAAACGCACUCGCCCUCCCGGCGGCACCUCCCUCGCUCCGAUUUUCAACGGCGGCGUGCGGCGCACGGGCCCCGGAGGCCUAAGCCACCGGCCCGGCCUCACCACACGCGUCCCCGGGAAGAAAGCGGCACCACCCCCGCUCCCCGCGGCACUCGCCUACACCCGGCCGGGCGAGCACAUGGCCGCCGCGUCCCCUCCGCUUCGCCCCGAGGGUCGUUUUUCCCCGGGCCGCCUCGCCGCAGACCAGCGCUGCCCCCGUUGGGAGGGGACACCCGCGGUCAGGGCUCCGUCGGCGCCCCGCGCGCCGAGUUCUUCCUGGGAUGGGAAAACGAAUAAAAGCGAGGAUUUACUGUCGUGCUCUCCCGCUGCAUCCCGGUGAGCCGGCGGCGCAGCGGCAAGCAGGGCUGUGCCCGGGGCGGCCCCUGUGUGGCUUGUUGCGCUCCCUGCUCCGCCGGGGCGGUCGGGAAACAGCCGGGCUCCGGCUCGGUAACCGGGGCAGUUAGCGGUCAGUGAUUGACUCCCUGCGGGAACAGGGAUCCCCGCGGCGCCGGACUCGGCUCGCAGUGGGAUGGCGAGCGGCGCUGCGGGGCCUCGCGGGGAGGCCGUGUUACUGCACGUGUCCCUUCCGGUACCGAAAAUGCCAGCAAAUAAACUCAAGAUCUUGAGACUCAUUUUGGAGUUUUAGAAAGCCGGAAUGCUUUAUCAGGCCUGGGCAACACGAGGAGUGAGCUUCGUCAAUCGCGUGCAGCGAGGCGAGAGCUGGGACAGACGGAUUCCCAUUCGUAUGCAUAAGUAUGAAUUUUCCCAGGAAUCUCAUGCGUACGGUAUUACUUUCCAAGGACUGAUUUUAAUGUUAUUAUGAACUUAGCAACAGGCAAAACUCUCGCUAAUUUGGAGCUGCCUCCUGCUCUGCCUGACCCUGCCUCAGAGGGACCCGGUGCGAGCGGGCGUCUCCGCGGACACCUGCGCUCGGCGCGGAUCGCGCUGCGCAACCCGCGAUCAUCCAAGCGUCCGCGAACACCGUCUAAAAGCAAACGCGCUGUCAGAGGGGCGUGCUCUCUAACUUCCAAAGAACAUGAUUACUUAGAUAAAACGUCCCUACUUUAGCUGAAGUGAAAAAUACCGCGCUUUCUGUAGCUGUCAGCGCUUCUCGCCUCGCUUCGGGGCGCGGGGCUGACUCUGCCCCUCCCGGCUCCCGCCCCGAUCCUCUUCCCGAACUGGGAGGGAACGAGCGUUCCUCUUCCUGGAUUUGCCGUGCUUGCCGUUGCCUGCAGGCUGAGCUGCCGUUUGAGCCCGCGGGAGCCGCGGCGGGUAACACCUCGCUCCGUGACAUUUCGAGGGCAGCGGGCACCUCCUCGGCGCCCCUGCCCCGCGGCAUCCGGCGCCUCCUCCUGCUCGGCCCGCCCCGACAGCGCGGGGAACCGGCAGGAAGCGCCCGGGCCGGGGAGCGAGGGGUGAGAGUGGGGGUUGGGGCGGCGAGGGUGCGUGGCUGUGAACCUGUGCGUGCACCCCCCCAGCUUUCCUGUAGCCCUCUUCAGGUACUAGAAGGUCGCUAUAAGGUCUCCUCAGAACCUUCUCCAGGCUGAACAACCCCAACUCUCUCAGCCUGUCCUCGUAUGGAAGGUUCUCCAGCCCUCUGAUCAUCUUUGUAGCCGUCCUCUGGACCCGUUCCAACAGCUCCGUAUCCUUCUUAUGUUGAGGAUUACAGAACUGGACACAACACUGCAGCACCCAGUUUCACAACUGAGUUCAAUAAGGACCCAUCACAGCCUGUGAGCAGCCUCUGGAUUCUGGUCCUGGCUUGGCUCUCCCUGCCCUGGUUUCUCACUCUGCUAGUAAAGUUUCCAGAGCCAUCUUUCCUCCUCCUCCUUGUCCCGGCUGCCUCGUGGUGCCACUGGUGCCUGCCUGCCUGGCAAGUCAGAGCAUGCCUGGGCUCCAUGGACAAGACGCAGAAGAUGGCAGAGCUGCAGGGGCUUGAGGACAAGUGUAGGGAGGGGGCUUCGUGGGCUCCUGCACUUGCUGACUCCUGCCUUGUAGACAACAGGCUGAACCUGGAUGUUUAUCCUGAUGGCUGCCACCGAUUCCUCAAGCUGUUCGAGGGGCGACAGGGAGAGGUGUUCCAGGUGGAGUUCCUCCGGCUCAGCAGCAACGAUCGCCUCCUUGGCACCACGCUGGGCAUCCUUCCUCGUCUGAAGCAACUGAAAUCCCUGGUGCUCAAAGGUGGCCAUACCAGGGAUGAAUUUGGCUCAUGUCAGCGUGGCUCCCUGACAAACUUGCCACCAGAUGUUGGGAACCUGAGGUGUCUCACCCACCUGGAUCUCAGCUUCAACAGCCUCUCCACCUUGCCGAGCUGCAUCCUCCGCCUCCCCAGACUCUGCGUGCUUCUGGUGAGCCACAACAGCUUAGUGGCACUACCCAAGGACUUUGGCAGUCUGAGGAAGCUGACUUUCUUCUCUGCUAUGAAAAAUCAACUGAAAGAGUUGCCUCAGAGCAUUGGGGAGCUGGCAGCACUGCAGGAUCUGGAUCUCUCAGAAAAUGCUUUGGAAUUCCUCCCUGAAGAAAUUGGGAAUUUGCAGAACUGCAUAGAACUGGAUCUCUCUGGGAAUUGCUUAUCAAGCAUCCCAGACUCAUUAGCCAAUUUGAAGUCUCUGCGGCGGCUGCAUCUCCACAGCAAUCUCCUGGUGACAGUCCCCACUUCGCUUGCCAGCCUGCCCAACUUGUCCAGACUUGAUCUGCAGAACAACUGCCUCUGUGCCGUCCCCCCGGAGAUCCAGACCUUGCCAUUUGUGCGCCUUCGAGGCAAUCCCUUAGGAAAAACUGAGCCAUUGCCGCAGGCAGAUGAAUCCAGUGCCAAAGGGCUACGAAUACUCUUUCUUGCAUCAUCAGAUGACAGCUUUACUGUGACCUCUGAAGGCUGCAAAGUGGUCCUGGCUUGUGGCAUCCACUUCUACUUUCCACCGGGGGCUACCUCUGACCCUCUGCGGAUCUGCUUCCGAAACCUUGCACCAGAACCUCAGUGGGUAAAGCUGAGACACCAUGAUGUCCUGCUGAGCAAAGUCCUGGAGCUGCAGCCUCACGGGGUUGAAUUCCAGCAGGAGGUGCAGAUCUGGAUGCCGUAUAUCCCCCCUCAAACCCUUCACCACCGUGAGGUGGUAGUUCGGACCUUCAGUGGGCAGAGCUGGAGUGACCUGAGGACGAGAGUGGAGCAGAAGAGAAAAUCAGAGAAGCAUAUGGCUCACUGUAGUGUCCUUCACUUCUCCUGGUUCCUUGUUGUGUCUCGACUUGUGCAAAAUGAAUGCAAAGUUCCAGCAGAGGGAACAUUGCUCUUUUCCAGUGUGGAUCCAAACAUCAAAGUAUCCUUUCCUCCUGGAGUCACUGAAGAGACUCGCAGUGUCAAGCUACAGGUGCUUCCAGUCUCUGCAGAAGAGAUAGAGGAAAUUGCUGGCAAUGCAGAGUGCAGAGCCAGUCCCCUGCUCUGCCUCUCCCAGGACUCCCUAGUGGAUUUUCUCAGGCCAGUGAGAAUUCAGCUGCCCCUCCCGCCGGGGGUCACAGGGCUAAAUUUGGAUCAGUCGAGGCUGCAUCUUCUCCAUGGUGACCUGGAGGGCCAGACUUGGGAUGACAUUACCAGUCAGGUGGUGCUGGAAUUCACCCAUCUUUAUGCAAUGUUUGAAGUCACCCACUUCUCCUGGUACUGGCUCUGGUACACCACGAAGACUUACAUUGGAGGCAUUGCCAAGAAAGUCUAUGAGCGGUUGCGUAUGUACCAGGUGAACUUCAUUGCUCUGCAGAGGAAGAAGGACCCAGAGCAAGUCCUGCUGCAGUGUGUCCCCAAGCACAAGGUUGACCUGGUGCUGAAGAAACUGCAGGACCGCUAUCGAGGACCUGAGCCAUCCGACAUGGUGGAGAUGUUUGAGGGAGAGCAAUUUUUUGCAGCUUUUGAGCGAGGCAUCAGUAUCGAUAUGGAUCGCCCUGACUGCGUGGAUGGACGUCUCUCAUUUAUUUUUUACUCCCGCUUGAAAAACAUGAAGGAAAUCUAUGUCACCUCCCCUGUAGACAGGAAAGGCCAAGCUGUAAAAGGCCAGGUCUCUUUCUACAGAGGGGCAGUUCCUGAGAGCAUCCCUGAAGAUGCCAGCAGGAGGAGGAGGAAAGGACCAGACUCCCUCUGGCUUGCUACUCUGCCCAUCAAACUACCUCGAUUGAAACCCCACUGGGGUGGUAACCCUGGUCCCCUGAAUGGCUUCUCAUUCCCUCCCUUGAACCUGGGCAACCCUGAGACUGGGUACUUGACACAAGCAAACCUGCUGAGCAUUGCCAGGCGCGUGGGAGCUGACUGGCAGACCGUCGGCCUGAACCUGGGCUUGACCUAUCAGCAGAUCGAGCGAAUAGGAUACAAUAACAGGGAGGACCUUGAUAAGCAAAUCCUGGACAUGCUUUUCUCAUGGGCUCAGCAAAACUCUGAGCAUCCUGACUGCGUGAGCAAGUUGAUCACAGCCAUGAAAGAGAGUGGCCGCCAGGACAUCGCUGAUGAGAUCGAAACCAUCAUUGAGCUGGGACAGCAGAAAUACAGAGAGUCCAUCCGCCGGGUGGGCUUGGAGCAGGAGAGCAGCACUGAAGACUCUGCCAUAGCUAUGAUGUAGCACCUAAAAGAAAGAACUGGUUUUCCUAUGGGGUACCUCUGUGUUCGUGGAGUGACUAUGUUUUUGGGCUGCUCACACCGACUUCAAGGGCCAGUGUCUUCCCAAGGAGGAGGACAUUAAUUACUUGUGAGCAGACUACUGGGCUCUCUUACGUCAACACUCACGUGCCACUUCUGCGAAUCCGAGGCAAUUUAGGGGGCAUUUAUAAGCCUUUUCAGUACUUCUACUUCUUGACCUUGAGAUUUAGAUUUCAGAAACAUGGAGAAAUUCAGAGAUACAAUGUCAGUUGAGCAUUGGCUAAAGUAGUCUUUAAUGAAUUAAUACUCAUUUUAUGUAUAUUUAUUUAUAACUUAUUCUUCAGACUGUGUUCUGCUGGAAACAGAGUGUGAGCAUUUGGGUCUGUUUGUGCUCCAGUGCUUGAUGGUGUAGUUGUGGUGGUGUAGUUGUGUUAUGAAGGCUUGUGGUGUAGUGGGGACUGUUCAGCUAUUUCUGUUAACUAUGUGUUUUGCUCACCUGAAAAUGUGAACUAUAUUCUCCAUGAAAAUGUUUUCUGUUUUCUGCCAAAUCUCUUCCAGUUCCCUCAAGCCCAAAACAAAGCCUAAGUAUUUGUGAGGAAAAGAGAAGAAAAUAAUUUCUAGCAAAAUUGCUGUUGUUUUUUAGUUUUGCUCCAAAUGCUAUUCUGGAAGAAAUAAAAUUUCAUGUUGUCCUUAGGCUGCUGCACCUGACAGGCUUUUUAGGUGAGAUCUACACUCUGGUUGCUGAGAGAGUUCCAGUUUUAUUUUACAAUUAGGGGGAAGUACAUAAACCUGCUGUUCUGGGAAAGGCACUUAAGUGAAAGUAAAAUUUCCCUUGCAGUUUGGAAGGGAUAUUCCUCACAUCAUCCAACUGAAAUAUGCCCAUGUAGGAGUGAAGGUGUGAUCCCUCGUGAACUUUGGUGAAAAGUAUGACAUAAAUUUGCAUUUUAAGAACUGUUCUGACCAGCUGUGAGAUGGGCACUCUUGUGGGAUUGGCAUGAACUGUGCUGAGCUAACCUCCCAAUUUGUCAUACUGAACAUCUUCUAUAGGGCUGGACUGUUUAUAUAUAGAGGUUUUUUUAACUACUCUAUCAUUGACUACUGAGGUGCCCUUCUCUUGCUGUUUCCCAGCUCAUAAUGGGUCUCAUCUAAUGACCUGUUAAUGACUGGGAAAUUUCUUGCAAACUUUUUGAAAGACUAUUGUUGUCUAUGUAAAUUCAACUCUAUUAGAAGAGGUUUGGAUUCAGCAUAUCCCACUCUCUAAGCAGUAUUUAAAAGGCUGUUUUUAAUCUGAAAAACAAAAGUCGGUAUAAAAAUGCCAGGUUGCAACACCUAAAGUCAACCUGCAACUCCAGGUCUGAGAAAUCCUGAUGUUUUCCUCCCCCUGCGGUGAAUCAUUGGUGGUUUCCCCGAUGCUGUGUUUCAGACCUGCCACCAGUACUAUUGAAAGAGAGUCAUGAAAUCAUUCUGCUUUCUUUUUUUUCAGGCCAUUUUAACAUUUCAAGCCAGAGUGAUUACUUUUCAGUCCAGAGCACUGGACAAGGACUUGCAGACUUGAGUUGUUGGUCCUGGGCAUAGGAACUUCCUCAGAUCUGAUGUCUUAGGCCAUGCUGCCCAUCAGGUCUUGUGUUCAAGUCAGCAGUUCUUUUUUGAAUGUAUGUUUUCUCUGGUAGUCUGUUUAAUAUGUUCUUAUCUGUAAUUUUGAUGUAUACCAAUGAGGUAUUUGUUCUUUCU
This is a messenger RNA of Cuculus canorus (common cuckoo), 6432 nucleotides long. RefSeq names its product p53-induced death domain protein 1 (gene PIDD1). NCBI's taxonomy places the organism in Eukaryota, Metazoa, Chordata, Aves, Cuculiformes, Cuculidae. Bases 1985 to 4684 code for a protein of 899 amino acids. Gene Ontology annotation, biological process: apoptotic process; DNA damage response; signal transduction. Gene Ontology annotation, molecular function: protein binding. The transcript is spliced from 18 exons. The record is from RefSeq and is a predicted model, not a curated record.